AUGUUAUUCAACGCAAUCUUAGUACGAUUAAUGUUUGUUUAUUUUAAAAAUGCAAUACGAUUAUCAUUACAACGAACUCGAUUACAAUUGGAGCAAAAUGCAAUUACCGAUGCUGAAUGUAUUUGUACUAUACGAUUAUUGGGACAAAUUUCAAUGAAAUUUCAUUCAAAAGCUGGCUAUUUAGCAUUGAUAUUUUUUUUGGAUUGGACAUUUUAUUUGAUACAUACAUUAUUAACAAUUCAUCAAGAGAAUGAAAACAUACCGGCUAAGAUAUUCAAUAAGAAAUUAUUCAGUUUGAUCAAACAAGAGUUGAUUAAAAAUUGUGAUAUCUAUUGUAAAAAUAGAGAACCGAAAAUUCGAACAAAGAAAGUGGCUAAGUCAUCUAUAAACAAAGAAAUAAUUUAUUAUUUAAACAUCAUAAUUCGUUCUUCGGACUUGAAAAUGAAAUACAUUCCUACUGGCUCUUUAAGUGAAAUAUCCAAUAUGUUGUAUGCUUGUCAAAUUACGUAUGAAAAUACCGUUCAACAAAGGAAAAACCAGAAUGUAAACAAUCCAAAAUGUUUCAGGCUCAAUGAAAAAAUCAAAAAAUGGCAAGACGAUUUAAACAUUCUAAAUAACUACGAUCAAUCUCAACGUCCAUCCAGAGAAAUAAUACGAAUUUGCAAAAGAUAUCAUAUCCAUUCCAAAGAUAAUGUCGAAGUAACCAAUUUGAAAGUGCGCCUAAAUGAUCAAAUAACCAUCAAACAAACAGAAAUCAAAAGAUACAAAUCCAGAACUGAAUUUAAUAAACAAAACCACCAAUUUGAAUUCAAUCGUAAGCAAUUUUAUCGUAGCCUAGAAAGUAAUGUGAAAAAUACCAUAAGUGAAAAUAUCGAUCUUGAUUCAACAAAAAAGUACUGGGAAGAAAUAUGGUGCGGACAUGAUUCGACUACGGGCAAUUAUGAAAACCUGAUAAAUACGAUUCAACCGAUAAAUUUACAAAUCGACACAAGUAAUGAAAAAAUAGCUAAUAUAGUCAAGAACAACAUAAGAUUUCUGUCAAACUGGAAAGCUCCAGGUAAAGACUUCAUCUAUAAUUUUUGGAUAAAGAAACUAACAUCACUGCAUAAUGUUUUAAUAAAUGCGAUAUGUGAAGCAAUCAAAAAUCCUAAUGAAAACAUUGAUGAAUCACUAUACGAAGGAAUCACUUAUUUGAUACCAAAAAAAGAAAUAUCUAGUGAACCGAAGGAUCUACGACCAAUCACUUGUUUAUCUAACAUAUAUAAAUUAACAAGUAAAACCUUCACAACGUUGUUUAAUGAAAUAUGCGAGAUAAAUGAUAUCAUAUCAUCUAAUCAAAUGGGAACACGUAAUAGAUGCCAAGGUGCAAAAGAACAAUCGUUAAUCAACAAAACCAUAUAUACUUCACACCAUAAUCUUUCAACAUGUUGGAUCGACGUAACCAAAGCAUUUGAUUCAAUCGACCAUAAGUACCUUAUGAAAUGUAUUGAAAAGUUGGAAUUACCUGACUUCAUGGCCUCAUUUAUAAAAAGAAUGCUGGAAAUGCAACAAGUUAGCCUAAGAUGCUUGAACAAUGAUAUUGGUACAGUAAAAAUCGGUAAUGGUAUCAUGCAAGGUGAUUCAUUAUCACCGAAAUUAUUUGUAUUUGCUCUUGAGCCACUAAGUCGUCUUCUAAAUAAUACAUUUGAAAAAGUACCAUGUGAUGAAGAUUCCUUAUUGGAACGUAAUCAUCUAUGUUUCAUUGACGACAUUAAAUUAAUCGCAUUCGACACAAAUACAUUGGAAUCAAUGUGCGAAUUAACUAAUCAAUCUUUAUUAACUAUGGGCCUAAAAAUAAAUCAAGACAAAUCUAAUACAAAUGUAACAUCGGAUCGGGUUGUUGGCGGUUUCCUAAAUGAAACCAAUACUUAUAAAUAUCUUGGAAUUGUUGAAAAUUCUGAAAGCCAAAUAGUCGAACAAAAUAAAUUUAUUCUUAAAGACAAAAUUAAGAAAAGAAUAGAAGAAUUAUGCCAAACUCGUCUAAAUGGUGUCAAUAUGUUUAGAGCAAUCAAUGAAUACGCUAUUUCUUCUAUCAAUUAUUAUGUAGGUGUCGUUGAUUUUUCCCCUGAAGAAUUUAAAGACAUCGAUAAGGAAAUACGUCAAAUUUUGAAUAAAUACAAGAUAAUAUGGAAAUCAGCAAAUAAUGAUCGAUUAUAUCUAAAACGCAACGAAUUGGGACGGGGACUAAUCAAUGUCGAAGAGCAUGCCGAAUUAAUGAUGUUCAAGCUCCUAAACCAUCUCGAGAGUAGACCGGAGACCAGAGUAGUUGUUGAAAAUGAAAGAACUAAUAUCGCACCAUUGGGUUACAUUCGCGAAUAUAUUCAAGCAAAAUAUAAAUUCAACGAUCUAAAUUUUGAUUUCAAAGAUAUCCAGAUGGAACAGUACAUGAUGAGAUUAGAAAAAAUUAAAGAAAAAAAACUUCACGGUAUUCUUUUCUCUGAUGACGACCACCAUAUUGAUAUUAGACAAUCUUCUAUUUGGCUAUCACAUGGAAAUAUUUCGGCACGUGAAGAAGGUGCAUUAUGCGCUCUUCAGGAUCGUAACUUGUUUUAUGAUCAACGCAGAUGUGAAACAUGUAACAAAGUCAAGAAAACAGUCGACCAUAUAGCCACACAUUGUGGUAAAUAUGUUAAGUUUGAAUACACCAGUCGCCAUGAUAGAGUUUUAAAGUGUUGCCAUUUGCAUAUUAUGAAGAAAUUUGGUUUCACUAAAAAUAAUAAAAUUGGUCUCCACAAAACCGAAAAAUCGAUGUGCAACAAAGAUGGGUCCAUAAUAAUUAAAUCUGAUACACCAAUCUAUACCCACAAUCAAACAAUUACGGAAAACAAACCAGACAUUUAUGUUCAAGAUAACAACAAUCGCAAUAUUGAUAUCAUUGAAAUAGGAAUUACAAACAAAAAUAUAAUUUCCACGACCGAAAUCACGAAACAUCAUAAGUAUGAUCUAUUGGCAAAUUCUCUUAAAGUCAUGUAUCCUACAUUCACGACAAGCAACAUUCCGGUAGUGCUAUCAUGGGAUGGCUUAGUGACUAAAUACAAUAAUAAAUAUAUGCAAAUGUUGGGCAUUAACAAAAAAAUUAUGGCAUUUAUUCAAUAUAGUUCUUUGAAAUCUACAUUCGAGAUUGUAUGUAAGGAUCGGGGAGUAAGAGGUACUCUCUGGGAUGUAGAUGAAGGACUCCCUGGUUUGGAAGAAGAACCAGAUUACAUUGACCCAGACCUUUUGUAAAUAAGAGAUAUGAAAUAAAAU
This is a messenger RNA of Dermatophagoides pteronyssinus (European house dust mite), 3285 nucleotides long. RefSeq lists its product as uncharacterized. The record is from RefSeq and is a predicted model, not a curated record. Lineage: Eukaryota; Metazoa; Arthropoda; Arachnida; Sarcoptiformes; Pyroglyphidae.